Elephantulus edwardii (Cape elephant shrew) is the source of this 918-nucleotide messenger RNA. Its product is annotated as olfactory receptor 4A15-like. The record is from RefSeq and is a predicted model, not a curated record. Gene Ontology annotation, molecular function: olfactory receptor activity; G protein-coupled receptor activity. Gene Ontology annotation, biological process: G protein-coupled receptor signaling pathway. Bases 1 to 918 code for a protein of 305 amino acids. The transcript has a single exon. Gene Ontology annotation, cellular component: membrane. NCBI's taxonomy places the organism in Eukaryota, Metazoa, Chordata, Mammalia, Macroscelidea, Macroscelididae.
AUGGAACCAAGAAACAAUGUGACUGAAUUUGUCCUCUUGGGUCUCACUCAGAGUCCCUUUGGUCAGAAAAUAUUAUUUGUUGUGUUCCUGCUGAUCUACAUGGUGACAUUAUUCGGAAACUUACUUAUUGUGGUGACUGUGGUGGUCAGCCCAACGCUGGGUGCCCCAAUGUACUUCUUUCUUGGUUACUUAUCAUUCAUGGACGCUGUUUAUUCGACGACGGUGACCCCAAGUAUGAUUAUAGACUUACUUUAUGAGAAGAAAACCAUUUCUCUCCAGGAUUGCCUGACUCAGAUUUUUGUACUGCACUUGUUUGGGGGAGUGGAGAUUUUAAUUCUCGUGUCCAUGGCCUUUGACCGCUACGUGGCUAUCUGCAAACCCCUGCAUUACAUGACCAUCAUGAACCGACGGGUGCGUUUUCUGCUGCUGCUGUUAGCCUGCGUCGGAGGGUUUGUGCAUGCUAUAACACACCUUCUCUUUGUUUACAACCUUCCCUUCUGUGGUUCUAAUAUCAUUGACCACUUCAUGUGUGACAUAUAUCCCUUGUUAAAACUUGCCUGCACUGACACCUCUAUCAUCGGUUUUACAGUGAUUGUCAAUGAUGGAGCUGUUUGCAUAAUCAUCUUUUUGCUGUUACUCAUCUCUUAUGCAGUAAUUCUUCACUCCCUGAAGAACCUGAGUCAGGAAGGGAGGCGCAAAGCCCUAUCCACCUGCGGCUCUCACAUCACCUUGGUGGUCCUGUUCUUUGUCCCCUGUAUCUUUACAUAUGUCCGACCUCCUUCCACUCUGCCCAUUGAUAAAUCAUUGACUGUGUUCUACACUAUCAUUACUCCUAUGUUGAACCCCUUAAUCUAUACUCUGAGAAAUGCUGAGAUGAAAAUUGCCAUGAAGAAACUUUGGAGCAGUAUAAGAAAAUGA